GAAAAAAUGACGUAGCUAGCUGAGUCUGCGCGACGCGGGGGAUCUCUCUGACUGUACGAAGUUUUCGGACAUGAAACCGAGGGCGUAUUCGUCCAUUUGGCGAUAAUUACGGCAACGCCGAAAGGUUUAUGUAGGGGUCUGUGUAUUUGGGGAGUAAGAGAUUUGUGUGACGGAAGAUGUCUGGCUAUCCCUAUUCAUAUGGUGGGUCAGCAGGGGGCUCAGUGCGCUUUAAGAAAAGGAAGUCACGCUUCACCUUCCCUGAAGUCCAGCUGCUGCUGACUGAGGUCAAGAAAAAUCGCCACAUACUGGUUGGUAAAUUUAACCAGGGUGUCUCAGGUGAUGUGAAGAAGCGAACAUGGGCCACCUUGACGGCUCGCAUUAACGAGAUCAGCGAGUGUCACAGGGAGAUCAUUGAAAUUAUUAAGAAGUGGUCAGACCUCAAAUGUGACACCAAGCGCAAAGUUGCAGCCAUGAGGGCUUCUGGGUUUUCAGCUGCCCGCAUUGCCCAGGACCUUUCGCCUAUUGAGUCCAUGGUGCAUCAGAUCCUGCAGAUGCCCCCACCUGCAGAUAAAUUCGCACUCAUGGCAGACCACCUCCCAGAUGAAGAUGAGGACAGUCAAGGCGCCCUCGGGAUGUCACAGGACUCCCCUAGCGUGGCAAACGGCAGGCUGCCAGUCCAGCCACUGGGCAUACCUGUUCUACCUCCACCCCCACUGCCCCUGGAUGUAAUGUACAGUAAUGACUCUGCAGUGCCCCUUACUGACUUCCCAUUUGAACCAUCAGGUACAGAAGACCAAAGCCAAUUCAGUGAAGCUGGACGCCAAUCUGAUGGAAGUGCCACUUUUCAUGAACCCUCUAGUGCUGACAGGGAAUGCAUCAGAACUGAAUCCCAGCAGCAGGCCUCCAGCAACAGUGCAACUCAAGCAGGAACCUCUUCCCACAUAGCGCCACCUUGCCCGCCACCCCGACCAGCCUCAGUGGGCCCGGGCAGCCUGCAAGAGCACCUGGCCAAGAGUGCCUCUCUCAGCCUGCAGGAGCAACAGGCCACCACUGUGCUGAUGGGGACGCUGUCCCGAUCCCUUGAGUCACUGUCCGAGUCGGUGCAACGGCUAGUGCAGACGCAGCAGCAGUUUGCCAGGGACACUCUGCGUCUGCAGCGAGACACACUACAUGUGCUGCGUGACUUUUCCACCACCACCCUGGCACUGCUGCAGGACAAAGACAAGGCCAACGGCCGGCCUUAAGACCUUCCCUUUGUCUCACUUGAUGUGGUCUACCAGUACCCACCCUAGCAGUGAGCUAUGUGCCUCAUGAGCUGUAGAGAAAGGGGGGUCACCAAUGAACUAAAGCCCGCAGCGCACCAAUCCAACAUUCCUUAAAACCAGGUUUGCACCAGGUUUGCGUAGGUUUAUACUUAAGUUUGGGCAUAACGUCUUUACUAAGUGCUUAGUUAACACUAGUUAGUUUCCAACUUCCUUUUACUACAUUUGGUUGCGCCGCAAAUCUGUAAGUCGUGUCUUAACUAGUAACAACUAACUAGCGCGUACAUCACUUUAACAUGACAAUAACAUGUUCAGAACAUGUUAUCGUCAUGUUCAUCAUGACGAAAACAUGUUCAUCAGUAAACCUGCUGCCAUUUGGAAAAAAUAUCCAGCAUAGAAGAGAACAAUGUGUACAAGUUAAGCUGAAUAAAAUUGUCUGUAGCCACUGUCUGUUUAUAUUUAAUAUUUCCCUGAGAAAAACAAAUAUGCAGCUUUUUAAAUGAUGGCUUCUGGAAAACCAACACAACAGCAGCCCCAGUUUAGCCGUUUGGGCAGCUGCUGAGUCUCACUGAGCUGGAGCUGUGGGUGUUUAGCUUCACGCUCUGUGUUAAAACAAGGCUGACGAUUAGAGCUGUAAGUAAAAUCACAGCAUAUAGAGUUUAGAAUUAUUAGCUUAGUUAACCAAAAAAAGUCAUGUUCUUGGUCUUUUUUGUACUUUCUACAUGGUUUCUGAUGGUUUCCUCAAAACCUACACCUGCUCAGAGAGAGGUGUAAAUAAGUAGUAACUACUAAGCUCAACGUUAAAACUAGUUUGUGUGGUGCAACCCGUUCUGAUUUAGUAAGACAUAAAUCUGAACUUAGUAAACACUUACGUUACAACUAGCCUGUGUUUCAACUUACGCACUGCUGGUGCACCCGGCCACAUGGGCACUUCCGUUCCCAAAAACACCAGCAAGCCCAAAUGCGGGUGUACUAUAGCUGUUUGUGAUUGUUGGGAGAAUCUAGAAUGUUCUUCUCUUUUCAGACUGUUCUAGAAUGUUCUCACACUGGUCCAUUUGAGUAAUUGGUUCCUUUUUUUCAAACUCUCUAAAACAACCGCCAACGUUAGAAUGUUGGGCUGUGACUGAAAUAGAUCAAUACUCCCUCGUUAGUAUAGAACUAUACGGGCAAGAACUAUUUGUACUAAAUAGAGAUUCAGAAGCAUGAAUCACCAGCACCUAAACAUAAACAAACCGACAUGUGUGGCAUGUGAGGCUGAAGUUGGCUUCUUAUUCGUAGCCUUAGACAUGAGUGUAACAUUUGGAAAAGUGCAGAGACAAGGAAAAAGCAAAAAAAUUAUAACUAGGCUAUACAUUUAAUAUUUGAUCCAUGACUGCAGCCACCUGCAGCUACCAGACUGUUUGGUGAGCAACGUAACAGUCUUUAUCACUGUUUUUUACAGUGUUUCUACAGAGAGUUGAGAGUGUCUGAUAGGUUUUGUUUUCAGACCACCUUUAACAAGAGAGUCGCAGUGCACUUUGGUCCACAUUCAGCUAAUGUAGUGGUGUAUGGUAUUCACUAGAAAAUAUAAGAAAUGAUGCCCCCAUAAUUACUCUGGAAAUCCAUUUCCAAUUCUGACACUAAGAGAAAAAUGGCCAGUGUGAUCGAGUCACAGCCACUGAUAUUCUACUGUUGGCAGUCAACUUACAUGUUCCAGAAUAAGAACUGAAAAAACGGUCUGAAUGGAGGAGAACAUUCUAGAAUAGUGUGAAUGUGGGAGAACCUUCUAGACCAUUCACACAAUGAUAUGGCACACCAAACAUUUGGAUCUGUUGGUGUUUGUUGGGCAGUGUUGAGUCAGUGUGCUCUGGGCUUGAGUUCUAUGCCUCAGGAGGAUGUUCUGCUGUAGUGUCAUGAAACUUCCCUUGUAGGAAUUGAUUCCUACAUGCACUAAACCCUGCUUACUCUGUUCAGGAGCCUUUCAGAAUGAAACCUCUCAUAUCUCCAAAUACCAGAAAUUGAAGCGUGAGAGGACACGUCAAGGAUAUUGUAUGGAAAAGUAGCAUUAGUAGAAGAAGCUGUUAUUCAUAUUAAUAAUUGUUUAUUACAGGUGGCUCUGUGGUUCUUGUUAUUGACUGUUUGGACAAGUGAAUUAACACGGUUACUUUAAAUCGACAAAGCUUUAUUUAAUGAUGCAAUUGUAAUGUAAUUAAGCUAAUUUAAGAAUACUACAAUGGUUGUAAAUUAUGAGAGUGAUAUCUUUAUCUGAAGUGCUCAGCUUGCAGUACUAUGAAAUAGUCACCAUGUGGACCAUACUGUCUAGAUUGGAUUUUUUUUCUUUCUUUCUUUAUGUGCCAGUUCUCUGGUUUGUCAGAGUAAAACCUUUUCAACACUUUCUUCCUGACCCAAAGGUUAUGAUUCAGAUUUUAAAGAAAUGUUUGGACUUUAUGUGGAGCACUGGGUUUUUACUAAGUGUGUGGCUCCUUUAACUCUUACCUUGGUUUUUCUAAUUACCUUUUAACUAGUCGUUACAGUAACGAUUGUUACUGGCUGGUUGAUUUGUUUCAUGUUGCCUUUCCUGUUAGAUUAUUGUAUAAUUCUUGAAAAUGUCCAAGAAGGAUAUCUUUGAUACAACUUUCAUGGAGUCUUUCUUGGCUGCUCUUCCAAUAAUUUAAAAACACUGUUAAAGAUGUUCCUGCUGUGACAGCUACUGUAAAGAUUGGAACAGAUGAAAAUAAACAUCUUGUUAC
Messenger RNA from Colossoma macropomum (tambaqui), 3991 nucleotides. RefSeq lists its product as uncharacterized. The transcript is spliced from 5 exons. Gene Ontology annotation, cellular component: nucleus. The coding region runs from base 177 to 1244 and encodes 355 amino acids. The record is from RefSeq and is a predicted model, not a curated record. Lineage: Eukaryota; Metazoa; Chordata; Actinopteri; Characiformes; Serrasalmidae.